Molecule: messenger RNA, 348 nt
Organism: Lichtheimia ornata
Lineage: Eukaryota; Fungi; Mucoromycota; Mucoromycetes; Mucorales; Lichtheimiaceae
Exons: 5
Coding region: 1-348 (115 amino acids)
Biological process (GO): microtubule-based movement
Cellular component (GO): cytoplasm; cytoplasmic dynein complex
Molecular function (GO): dynein intermediate chain binding
Source: RefSeq, a predicted model, not a curated record
AUGGUCUCCCAACCACCCACCGAAGCAAAGAAUGAGCCCUUCAACAAAGAUGAAGUAACCACCAUGAUCAAAGAGACGGUGGAAUCUGUUAUCCAAGACGCUGAAUACUCGCACAGCAAAGUACCUCAGUGGAACUCGAGUAUCAUUGAUGCUUGUCUUGCCAAACUCAAGGAGGUCAACAAGAGCUACAAGUAUGUCGUUACUUGCGUGGUGAUGCAAAGGAACGGUGCUGGUUUUUAUGCUGGCAGUUCGGUGUAUUGGGACAACGCACGCGAUGGAAGUGCUGCAUAUCGUUAUGAGAACAAGUCGUUGUAUGCACUCGUCAAUGUCUUUGCUUUGAGCGUAUGA